Messenger RNA from Ipomoea nil (Japanese morning glory), 644 nucleotides. RefSeq lists its product as uncharacterized. The transcript has 2 exons. The record is from RefSeq and is a predicted model, not a curated record. NCBI's taxonomy places the organism in Eukaryota, Viridiplantae, Streptophyta, Magnoliopsida, Solanales, Convolvulaceae. The coding region runs from base 110 to 478 and encodes 122 amino acids.
UCGUCUCUCCUCCCUGCACCCCGCAGCUCACCGCCUCUCAAACGGACCACAAUAAAUACCCUCAAAUCUCCAUCUCCACCAACAAAUUAAACAAACAACGUAAGACGACAUGAUCGCGCUAAAUCUCCCCGAGACAGUUCUGCAAGUCCUGGACAGAAUGUACUACGAUAAUCACAAGCCUCAUCGUCUGCAAUCUCAGUCCCGCAGAACGCCUGCUGCGGCAGACAGAUUUCCUCGGAUUCAGACGAAGGAGAAGAGCAAGAAGAAGAAGAAGAAGAAUGGUUCGGGACAGACGCGGAGGAGGUCGUGUGAAAUGGCGGAGCCGCCGAAGACUUCGUGCAGCUCGUCGUCCUGUAACUAUUAUUAUUACUCCUCCAACUCGCACUACAGCGAAGCCGUGGCGGAUUGCAUCGAUUUCUUCAACAAGUCCUCCUCCUCCUCCUCGCACCAUGUUAACUCCGGCGCCGCUGCAAAGUAACUCAACUGACCAGGUGUACGUGUAUAUACUGUGCUGGAAUAAUGACUGGCGUCAUCAUCGAUCCCAUGAUUAUUUCAUCAAUCAUCCAAUCUGCUUUCUCGUUCUUCAUAUAUAUAUAUAUGUAUGUUUGUGUGUUAAUGGUUUGAUUUGUGUAUGCAUUUUUAUC